AAUUGGGCAAUCGCGUAUUAAAUCGAUUGGCCGAGGCGUAUUCACCCCCCAAACUAGUCUCAGCUCAUUCCCAUUCGUCGAGCGAUUAUUUACCCGUACAAAAUCAAAUGCCAAACACGUCCACUGUCAUAAGUAUAAAUGCCGUAUCUCCGCUUUCCUGCCACGAUCCAAAUGGCCACAGCUUUCAGUCACCUUCGAAUGCCACCUGCACCUCAACCAAUUCGCCCGCUGCACGCUUGUCCCUGCCGCCGGACCUUCAAAGUGCACGCGCACGCAUCGAACUUCUGCUUAAUCAAAUCGAACGUAAGCAAACCGAAAUACGCACCGCGUGGCUGGAACUCUUGCAGAGCAUACGUGAAGCACGCGAACUGACACAUCUGGAAGAGGGUGUCGCCUUCGUUACAAAUUGGAUUCUACAGACUGCCGAACAGCUGCUCAGUCGCCAGUAUAGUAUUGGCGGUGAUGUGCACAGCUGCGAGACGCUGCGUACCGCACACGAUGCACUCGAGCUGGAGUGCCGCGAAACGUAUGGCUUCUAUGCGGAAUUGCUGUAUAAAAUCGAUGCAUUCGCCGGGUUCAAGGAUACAUACGCCUAUAAGGAUUUGUUGUCGCAGCGUGAUUUCAUGCAAUUUGUUUGCCGCUCGUUUGCUACACGGCUUGAGCGGCGUCGGAAUGUGCUCAUCACAUCGUUGCGGUUUUUUCGACUCGUCAGUGAGUAUUUCGAUCGGACGACUGCGGUUUUCGAAACACUAGUCAUGGGUAAUAAGAUAGCAGAGGAGAAUUUCGAGAUGGCAGCGGAGAAUUUGCAGCAAUUGAAGGAGAGCCAAAUGAGUUUAGGUAAGUUGUUAAGAAGGGGAAUUGAGGUUGAGUGGUGAAGUGCGGUUAAAGAUAAAUAUUCACAUACAGGUACGAAUCACAAAUGAGUACAUAUGAGUAUUUAUAUGUAUGUAUGUAUGUUACUGCUUAACCAAUAAUACAGGUGA
Rhagoletis zephyria (snowberry fruit fly) is the source of this 983-nucleotide messenger RNA. RefSeq lists its product as uncharacterized. NCBI's taxonomy places the organism in Eukaryota, Metazoa, Arthropoda, Insecta, Diptera, Tephritidae. The record is from RefSeq and is a predicted model, not a curated record. Gene Ontology annotation, molecular function: phosphatidylinositol-4,5-bisphosphate binding; phosphatidylinositol-3-phosphate binding; phosphatidylinositol-4-phosphate binding.